AUGAAAAUCAAGGAGGGUUCUUUGUCCAAACAGCAAAUUUCCGACAAUAUUCGUGAAGAGAAAAUUAACAAAUUAUCUUUAGAGUUACGAGAAUGUGUGGUAAAGAAAAAACGUGAAUUUGAACAGAGUUAUCGAAAUGACUGUGAAACUUUUGGAUUUGUUACUCAAAAACUUGUUGAAAAGGACAAAACUUUGGAGGAUCGUUUGAAAGUUGCUCUUUUGGAAACUAUGAAAGAUUUACAAAGUGAAACAAUGAAGAAAUUUGAUGAAUUUCUUGAUCAGAUUUAUAGUUUCAAUUGCAAUUGA
Meloidogyne enterolobii is the source of this 306-nucleotide messenger RNA. The record is from the annotation of a GenBank genome assembly. Lineage: Eukaryota; Metazoa; Nematoda; Chromadorea; Rhabditida; Meloidogynidae.